UUUAAAUUAUGAUCUACACUGAUCAUAAGUGAAAAAAAAAAAAACAAAAAAACAAAAAACAAAAAAAGCAAUGAAGUCAAUAAUUUACUGCCUGGGUGAUAAAAAAAAAUGGUCCUUGGUUGAUGAUUAGACAUUGUUAAUGCCUUAACUUUAGAAAAGGAUGACAAAAGCAGAGCACAAACGAAAGACGACAUUGAGAGGAAAAAAACUUUUUUACUGAGGGUUUUCACUGCCAACUUCCUUUGUACUGUAGGAUCCUCUUACAACAAAAGAAAUUUCAAACACUCUCCUUUUUUUCAUCAAUAUGAUUUGUGUAUUUAUGUUAUGAUCGGAAGCCAAUCACAAGGAUUUAAUACGCUUUAAGUAAAUUUAACUGUGAAAGUAAUACAAGCCACACUUGAGCUUUUUCCGUUUGAUCUACCUUAAAUUUUCACUCCAGAAGGACUGUAAAGCAAUUGUCUCUCAUAUGGCUUAGCUCGCUAGCGGACAAUACAAACCGGUGUCCCUGAGUGACUUAAAGAUCACUGAAAAGACAAUUUCAUCAAAUUAAUUCACAGGAGUGGAUAAAACAUGUAAACAAUAGUGGAUGACUUUGAAGAUUCGACACGCAAGUGGGCUGAGGCUCUUUUUAAAGUGCGUCUAUUUACAUUUAUUUUUUAUAGAUGACAAUGAGAAAGGGUUGACUUAGUUUGCCGAUCCCGUCGACUGAUCAUUCUCUGGUUUUGCUUCGACGCGGCUGGAGUUACGACAGAACUCUCACAUUCUGCUCUUCGUGAAGUGGGGCGACCAUUUCGAAAAGUGCUGACAUUCGGUUAAAUGGUUAGUGCCUUAAAGUUUAAUCUCUCCCUGACCGUGGACUGCAAUCUGAUUUGGUCAACAGAAUCAAAUCCAUCAUUUCACCGCGAAAAUCUUCGACAAAGGUCUUUCAUGCGGAGCCCGCUCUAGAAACAUUUAUACAUCUAUAGUACUUCGGCUUCUUAAACAAACAUCAACUGGAAGAAACCAACACAGCAUUCAUCCAGUGCAGUGAAAACAGUGUAUUUGAGGCCCUUGAUUUGAUCAAACAAGGAGACAACGCAACACUGAUUUGCAUUCAUUCGACGAAAACCAGGAAGACUUUCUAGGACGCUCAGUUUUCAGGAGUUAAAAGAGGGCUUCAAUAUGUCAAACAGUAACAAUUCCUCAGAUUUUGAGGAAGAUACUUCAGUUCAUCAUGUCUUACGAUCAAUAUCGCUUUUAUUCGUUUCCGUCUUCGGCACCGUUGGAAAUAUCCUUUUGUUUGCAGUCAUUUUACGAAAAGGGAGGAUCACCAACGUCACUAACCUAUUCAACCUGAAUCUGGCAGUGGGGGAUUUGAUCCGUAUUUUCGUGUUUAUACCGGUUUAUCUGCUUUACUCCGCGCAAAACGAAUGGCCUUCUGGACUGGGUUACGCAGGAUGCAAAACAGUAUUCAUGAUUGUACAGAGCUCCCUAACGGUUUCCAUAGUGACCUUGAUGUUCAUGAGCAUUGAAAGAUACCAGGCUGUAGUAAAACCACUAAAGAAACAGAUGACAAUUCGUUUAGCCAGGUUCUUGGUAAUUCUUUCGUGGAUUAUCGGAUUUCUCACAAGCAUCUGGUAUGCGCUGUCACUAAACCUAGUCGAGGACAGGAAUAACCGUGCUCAUUGCAUCCCCCACUCGAAAAAAACCUGGAUAACAAACGCCCUUCUCCUGCUCAUUCCUGCUACACAGUGGCUUCCCGGGGUAGUAUUCAUGGUGGCAUACAUAAAGAUAAUCCUAACACUGCGCAGAAAUGCCGUGAUUAAUCCAUCUGAUGUUUCCCAAAGCUCGCAAAAUCGUCAUCGAAGGAACAUGAGGGCGGUUCGCAUCCUCAUCAUAGAAGUGGUGAUAUUUCUGGGUUGUUUGUUCCCGUUUUAUCAACACAGCCUCCAAAUAAUUUUCAGUGAUGUUAGUGAGCUUGGUCCUCUGAGCGCGAAAGGAACCUUGGUAUACUGCUUGAUGAUGACGUAUGCACUGAUCAACCCUUUCUGUCAUAUUCUGUUGAACAGCGAGUUUAGGGAAGAAGUCCUCAAGAUGAAACAUCAGCUGACAGCCUUCUUUGGUGUGGAGAAUAAUCAUGUCAGUGAGUGCUCGCACUGUCAUCUACCAAGCCAGCAUUUACACCAUGAAGAAAUGCGAAACAGGCAGGAAAUAACAAAUUGAUACUUUCCGAGAACAGUAGUUAAUAAAAUUAAGUUCUUUUUGGAUAUUUAUACCUAAUCAUCCCUAGCUUUCUGGUACGCUUCGGCGGGAUAUCAGGCGAGUUUGAUCGAGCCGUGGUUCGUAUUCAGUGGCGAGACGCAGUCGAACCAAAAUAUCCAUGGCGAGACCAAAUUCGGUCAAGUGAGUAUGAUAUCGUUGGCUAAUUACGAAUCGGGCAACGGUAAUGACAAGAAUCAGGUCAGUGAGUGUUUGUAUCGUCAUCUCCAGGCCAGCACUUGUACCGUACCAAGACGGUGAGAAAAAAAAUACACAAAAAAAGUUAAGAAAAAAUAACAAGUAUAAUAAUUACAACAAAAAAAAGUGACGGGCUGUUGGCCAAAAUUGCCGUAUGAAAAACAGGGGGGAGAGAUAGCCUAAGUAACCAGUUUAAAACUUAGAAAUUUCAUUUAUUUAACACAAAAAGAAACUAGAUGCCUGGCAAUAUCCAAAUUCGUAAACAUCGAUCUGCAUCCCAUUUUCUUUAGCAGAUGAAUUUAUGACAAGUUUUUUUUACAUCUGCAAUGACAUCAAAACGAAUUCGCCUAUGUUUUUAAGCCCGUGUGAGUGGAUUCCACCUAGGCCUCCAUCUCCAUACAGGCAUGAUGUCAUUAUUUUGCUAACAGCUAGAAAAAUGCCAAAAAAAAAAAAUUAAUUUAUAUCUUAUUCGUAAAAGAGAUUUUAAUUAUAUGAGUUUUUAAUAUAAGUAUUAUCACCAUGACGCUAGCUAUAGCUCUUAAUUAACGGUUCCACCUUGGUACGUUGAUAGAGGGGAAUGGUUAUGAACACGACAAAAUUCUAUGUUGUAUGUUUUUGUUCGCUUUAGGUUUUGGCCUUGACCGUGCACAAAACACAAUUAUUGUUGUUUACUACCGACUGAGGAACUGACCAAUAGAAACGUUUUGGUUACGUAAUCAAUGCAAAGUGUAUGAGCGCAAAACAAAGGAUUGAAAAAGGUCGUGGAUCUUCCAACAUAAAUCUUGCAUCGUUGUUUGCUCUUUUGAUGAUAGCCGGGCAUCACAUCCAUUCCCGUCUAUUAACUGUGGUUCCACUUUAAUAGCAAGUGAGAGUUAGAGCUAAUAGGUUUUAACUUAGUAGGUUUAGGUAUCAACACAUAAAAUCAAUGAUAAAAUGACUAAAAUGAUGAAGAUACCAAGCAAAAACUGACUAGUAAAUAAUUCGCCGACUAUAUUAACUCGAAGUAAAACUAAUUUGUGUUUACUAAUUUCACCAUUCCCGUAGCGAACGAAAUGUACAUGUAAAGUACUUUGGAAUAACAUUUUACGGAAUCUAAGAAUUGUUAGCCGAUUUUCCCCCCUCGCACUAAGCAGGUUUUGCACGUAAAGUCAGUAAAGUUGCCAGAGGAGAAAAGGCUUUUGGAACAUUAACAAAUUUCCAUCAAAACAGAAACACCUGCAAGGUCUUGAAAAUGGGAAGAUAGAAUAUUUACACAAAAGCACUCUUGUCUGAUGUCUUUUUUUAUCUUGCAAUUCCAUAAUCACGUUUUACUCUAAGAUAGUGACAGUGACAUGACGAAAAUUGCUGUAAUUUUAAAAUAAAAUGGUGAGAAGCGAUGUUUUCUAAGAUGGUAAAGGAUUGUAGUUCGUUUUCACGAAGCGAUCCCCAAACUUCAAAUCGCAGUUUGCAAAUUACGUUUUGGCAAUACAUUUCGUUUUUAAAGUGUUUAGUUUUUGUUGUACAAAUACUUGAUUUCUUAUAAGACGCAGAGAGAAUUAUCCAAUUACCUCUCCGCAGGUACCAAUCCGCAGGUACCUCUAAACGCCAAAAUUCAAAUUGCCUAACUACGGUUGCUUGCUAACAUUAAUGACCAUUGACACGCUAUCAGCGGAACGACAGUUUCAUAAGAGUUGCGCUAAAAGUGUUAAUUUAGUUGUUGAUUGUAAAGAGGAAGAAGUCAGCAUGUUCAAAAUUACAAAAACAAACAAAGGAUGGGUACUAACAAAGGCUGAAGGGAUAGACAAAUAAUUACCAAGGAGUUUCUGCCAUUUUUUGUAGAAUUAAAAAACCACACUUGAAAUUAUUGUUAUUCCUAUCACGUUCCAUUUCUCUAAUUUUAUUUUUGGAAAGUGAUAUCAUGGACGGAAACCAGUGACAAGUGUUUAAUAAUCUUUGAGUAAACCCUCCUGAGAAAAUAAUUAAAUUUCCUACGCGAAGAGCGAAUUUGAAAGUUUUUCGUUUGACUUACACGUAAUUUCAGUUUAUCAGCACAUGCAAGUGUCUAAGUAUAAACUAAAAAAAAUUGGCACCGCAGCUUAGUUGUCAGCAAAAACUGGCAUUAUCAUAAAAAAAAAACCUCUCACUGCACUGUACUUAUGUGAGACAGAGCCGAUAAAGCAAUUGUAAACAAUGACUGACUUUGUCCAUUUGACAAUGCUGUGGGGUGGACCUACUUUAAAAGUGCGUUUAUUUUUCACUUUAUCGUUAGACAAAAGGCAAAGUUGCUGGAGGCUGUUUGGGCGCGUAAAACUGAUAAGAGAGAAUUGGGUUAUUUUUUCAAGUUUCCGCAGUCCCCUUCACUGUUUUUUCAUUGUUACAUGCUACGGCAAGACUCUCGUGUACAGAGGAAACUGUUUUGGCAUAAGUCAGUAAAAACUGCCGUCUCUUUGGAAAAACACCAGCAUUGGACUUUUUGGUUAUUUGCGUAAGGACUCUCCAAACGGAAACAGUGGAGACUGUGACAGAAUUUAAUCUAUAAAAGUUAAUAAUAUCUUUUUUAGUGCUUCAGUUGUUGAAGGUCUCUGUAAUCUUGAUGAUCAAGGAUAGAUUCAGUCUAGUAUGCUUCGUUCAAUUGACGCCAACGUCGGUUUACGGAGAUCACAAGGAGUUACAGUCAGAUAACUGACUGCAUUUAUCAACUAACAAAGAGGGCAGAGAAAACGUUCACUGAACAGACAGUGAAGUCAUUUUCAUUUCAUUGAAAGUAGUUUUCAUUCAUUUCACUCUGAUUGAAGAUGGGUAACAGCAGGGACUCAGCGCAUUUUGACGAUGAAGUUCAGCACAUGACAACAUUCAUCUGGCUUUCGUUCGUGUUUGUCUUCGGUACCGCGGGCAAUCUACUUUUAUUUGCGGCGAUUUUACGAAAAAGGAGAAUCACUAAUGUUACUAACUUACUCAACCUGAAUCUGGCAGUGGGAGAUUUGAUCCGGAUUUUCGUGUUUAUACCGGUUUAUCUAGCUCACUUCGAGUACCAUGAAUUUCCUCCAGGACUGGGUCUGACUGGCUGUAAAGUUGUAUUUAUGAUUGUGCAGAGCUCCCUAACGGUUUCCAUAGUAACCUUGAUGUUCAUGAGCAUGGAAAGAUAUCAGGCUGUAGUGAAACCACUGAGGAAACAGAUGACAAUUCGUUUAGCCAGGUACCUGGUUAUCGUUUCGUGGAUUAUCGGGCUAUUCACGAGCUUCUGGUUUGCACUGUCACUUAACCUUGUCACGGACAAGCAUGAUCUCGUUCACUGCACUUCCCAAUCGGAUAAAAGCUGGAAAACAAACGCACUUCUUUUGGUCAUCCCAGCCACACAGUGGCUUCCUGGAGUAGUGUUCAUGGCAACAUACAUGAAGAUCAUCUUAAGACUCCGUAGAAAUGGUGUGGUGAAGCCUUGUGAUGUCACCCUGAGCUCACAAAAUCGUCAUCGCAGGAACAAGAGAGCGGUUCGUAUCCUCGUCAUUGAGGUGGUGUUAUUUUUGGGUUGUUUGUGUCCGUUUUAUCAGCAUAGCUUGGCAAUGACGUUUGGUGACGUCAGUUCUACCGGCCCGCUGACCGUGGAAGGAAUGUUAAUAUUCUGUUUAAUGAUGACAUAUUCCCUGAUCAACCCUUUUUGUCACAUUGUUUUUAAUGCCGAGUUCAGAAGAGAAAUUUUCAAGAUGGUGUCUCAAAUCAAAGUAUUUUGCCGCCUGGAGACGAAUCGGGUCAGCGAGUGUCCGCAUUGUCACCUUCCAGGAACUCAUCUGUACCACACUGAAAUGCAAACAAAUCGGGAGAUAACAAAUGCUGUCCCAAAAUAGUAGCGAAUAUAAGUUUUCUUUCCUCUGGAGGAGAAAUCGUUCAGCCAGUAUUUACAUUGUCACUGCCAAGCCAGGACUUAUACCAUAAAGAAAUUACCCUGCAGUGCAUGCAGGCGUAUUUAAUUUGGGCACGCGAGUGCACAUUUUUGUAUUAGGUCGACAUCUUGGACUUGGCAACUGUGGAGGGUUGGGUGGAUGGAAAACUUGCCGAGGGAGUAUUGGAGGGCCUCUACCGGUCAAGCAUUUAAUUACAAUCCAAGAAAACCCAGGUUAUCGAGCGUUCCGUUCCUUAAAAAUGCCUGCAAUGCGAGCUUAAAGAAAUGGGAAUGGGAUAUAAAUAAAAUCGCGAAAGUGAUCCUUAGGACAGGAAGAGGAGAUGAAGACAGUUCGUUUUAGCAGUCUUCUUUUCCUAUCCACACUAGACUUCAUGUUGCUUGCUAAACUGCUCAUGAAACAAUUGUUUUUAGCCGUAUCUUUACUGAUCCCAUUUCUAGUUUUCUAAUGCGUACUUUCAGUUACUGGUGUGGUGAUCUUGUAACUUUACCAAUUUCAAUGUGUUGGGCCGUUUUUGGCAUUUAUUGUCAUAGUUUCCUAGCUGCUUGUUAGUGUCCUAUCCCGCCUGUUUAGUAGGAAAAGGAUUUUCUUCUCUUGUCGGGUCGGGAAUUUAAAAGUUUUAAGUUACUGUUUGAUACAUAAAGUUUGAAAUGUUGGUCAAGCACGGAUCGAUUUGAGAGAUGUUCACUGAAAUCUUUAAAACUGAGUUAAAAACUGACACUUGCCCGCAGGAGUAUUUCAAUAUAGCAUUGACCAAACAAACCCAAGAAUAAAAUUCUUCGAACAUCAAGUGGC
This is a messenger RNA of Orbicella faveolata, 7106 nucleotides long. RefSeq names its product prolactin-releasing peptide receptor-like. Gene Ontology annotation, cellular component: plasma membrane. The record is from RefSeq and is a predicted model, not a curated record. Gene Ontology annotation, biological process: G protein-coupled receptor signaling pathway. Lineage: Eukaryota; Metazoa; Cnidaria; Anthozoa; Scleractinia; Merulinidae. Gene Ontology annotation, molecular function: G protein-coupled receptor activity.